Molecule: messenger RNA, 852 nt
Organism: Suillus plorans
Lineage: Eukaryota; Fungi; Basidiomycota; Agaricomycetes; Boletales; Suillaceae
Product: MoaB/Mog domain-containing protein
Exons: 7
Coding region: 1-852 (283 amino acids)
Source: RefSeq, a predicted model, not a curated record
AUGAAUUUCCCAAUUUCCCCAAUUCCGAAGAAUCCACUUGGAGAAGGACGGUACAUCAAGACUGCUGCUGCUCUCAUCAUUGGAGACGAAAUCCUGAAUGGGAACACGUUGGACCGUAACUCGAAUUACUUUGCGCGCUUCUGUUUCGAGAAUGGUAUUGAGCUCCAGAAAAUUGAGGUGAUUGCAGACGACGAGCUCGAGAUUAUUGAGGCUAGCCGAAGGAUGGUCCAGAAAUAUGAUUUCGUCAUCACCUCUGGUGGUAUAGGGCCCACUCACGAUGAUAUCACAUACGCCUCGCUCGCAAAGUCUUUCGGACAAGAGCUCAAAUACCAUGAUGAAACUAUCAUGCGUAUGGAAGAAUCCAGCCGACACCGCACAUGGAUCACGCAGCAGAGCGAGGAGCAACGCACCGCUCGUAGACGUAUGGCACUAUUUCCGGAAGCUGGCGAGGUCCUUUUGGUCGCUAGCGACAUAUGGGUUCCUGUUGUUCGACUGGAAGGCAAGCUAUGCAUAUUUCCAGGAAUCCCAUCACUUUUCCAGAAGCUUUUGGACAACUUGAAGCCUUUCUUGCCUUUGCCCACGGAAGAUGCGCGUCCCUUCCGGCUUCAAGUCUUUACUCCACUUCCGGAAUCGUCCAUUGCGCCAUUCCUUACAGCUCUACAGAAUCGCGUUAAGCCUGAGAAUAUCCGGAUAGGCUCUUACCCACUCCUUCAGCCAGGGGCACACAUUGCACUAAUUGGAUUGGACCGUGAACGUGUGAAAGAACUUGGGUUGGAGGUGGAGAAAGAGUUGCAAGGACGCAUACUGAGUGCGGAGGAGACCGAGGCCAUGAUCAAGGUAAAGAGGCAGUGA